This is a messenger RNA of Drosophila busckii, 974 nucleotides long. RefSeq names its product negative elongation factor E (gene Nelf-E). The record is from RefSeq and is a predicted model, not a curated record. Gene Ontology annotation, biological process: negative regulation of transcription elongation by RNA polymerase II. The transcript is spliced from 4 exons. Gene Ontology annotation, cellular component: NELF complex. The coding region runs from base 91 to 939 and encodes 282 amino acids. Gene Ontology annotation, molecular function: RNA binding. Lineage: Eukaryota; Metazoa; Arthropoda; Insecta; Diptera; Drosophilidae.
AAUAAGUUACCAACUGGCAUCUCUAUAGCUAGAGAAGCUAACAAGUUGGAAAAAUUGUUUUUAUACAAAAUACAGUACUAACAAACAAACAUGGUAUAUAUACAUUUUCCCACUAAUCUCACUGAGGAGGAAAAGAUGCUACAAGCCAAAUAUCAAAAGCUAAAAAAAAAGAAAAAGGCGCUACAAGCACAUAAGACACCAAAACCAGAGCCGGAAAGUGCACUUACGCUAAAGCGACCUACAGAUGCACGUGAUGCUAGAGAAGUGGCCCGCAAGUUGAUCAAAAGCGGGGCCAUACCUGCUAUACAAAAACAACAAACCAAACAGGACCAGACUUCUUUUAAGCGCCCCAAAGGGCAAGAGCGUGCCAAGCGUUCCACUUCUGAAACAAGCGUAUCUGCCUAUCAGCCUUUUUCAUCCACACAAAAUGAUGUUGCGCAAGAGACUAUUAUAAGCGAAAUAAUUAAGGAUGAGCCCCGUAGACAGAAUUUAUAUCAACAUUUUGCUACAGAGCGCGAUAGAGAAGAGCGCGAGCGCGGGAUAACAGAAAAGGUAACAUUGGAUACAGUGCAGCCAGAGAAACCGCGAGCGGGAAAUACUAUUUUCGUCUCUGGCAAUAAAGUUACAGAGGAGUUUCUUAAGAAAACUUUCAAUGACUACGGCACCAUUGUUAAUGUAUCCAUGGAAAUUGAAAAGAGUCGUGGCUUUGUGUCGUUUGCGAAGCCUGAGUCAGCAGAUCGUGCCAUAGCUGAGAUGCACGGCAAGAGUGUCAAUGGCAUAGUGUUGCAAGUGCAAUUGGCACGUCGCCAGCCACAGAUAGAACCUAUUAAUGAUGCUUCCUCCUCUGCUGUGUGGUCCUCCAUAGCCGCCAGCAAAUCACAAAAGGGCAGUCACAAGGAUCUGCGCCAAAUGGUGCAAUAUGAUGAUGAUUUUUUCUAAUAAAUAUACAAGUUACUUUAAAAUAGUAUUAAUUG